UUUUCUCAAUCCCUUUUAUAUCGCAGAAUUGGUAGUAUCAAAGAUACCGACGAUUCGCAAUUUCAAAAGUUCAAAAGUUGAGACUUAUUUCACUAAUCGUCUGGGUGUUUUCCUAUUUGGAAGCCCAGAGAAACGGGUCAAGUACACACGAAACCAGAAACCGUCCCACUUCGUCGCUUAUUAUUCUACGAACGGGAAAGGGAAAAGAAAGAAAAGCAGAGGGAGGGAUCUAUACAAAUCUGAAAUUAGUUUUGAGUAAGAGAUUGUGAAUAUGUCUGGAUACAGAGCUGAGGAUGACUACGAUUACCUUUUCAAGGUGGUUUUGAUUGGCGACUCCGGUGUUGGAAAAUCCAACUUACUUUCACGAUUCACUAGGAAUGAGUUUAGCCUCGAGUCCAAAUCCACCAUCGGUGUUGAGUUCGCUACAAGAAGCUUGAAUGUUGAUAGCAAGGUCAUCAAAGCUCAGAUUUGGGAUACUGCUGGACAAGAAAGAUAUCGUGCAAUUACAAGUGCGUACUACCGAGGAGCAGUAGGAGCACUGCUGGUGUACGACGUGACAAGAUAUCCGACAUUUGAGAACGUGGAGCGGUGGUUAAAGGAGUUGCGGGACCACACGGAUCCAAAUAUCGUGGUGAUGCUUAUCGGGAACAAAUCCGAUCUUAGGCACCUGGUGGCUGUACAAACCGAUGAUGCCAAAUCAUUUGCGGAAAGGGAAUCACUCUAUUUCAUGGAAACAUCUGCUUUAGAUGCUACCAAUGUGGAGACUGCAUUUGCAGAAGUGCUUACACAGAUAUAUCGGAUCGUUAGCAAGAAAGCCAUGGACGCUGCUCAAGAUACUACGCUUCCAUCCAAAGGUGACAAGAUUGAUGUCGGGAAAGAGUACGUACAAAAGAUGAUUGACUGGAUGCAUUGUUGGUCUCUAUUUCGUUGUUUUAUUGUACCUUUGGGCUAG
Lactuca virosa is the source of this 952-nucleotide messenger RNA. The record is from the annotation of a GenBank genome assembly. Lineage: Eukaryota; Viridiplantae; Streptophyta; Magnoliopsida; Asterales; Asteraceae.